Onychomys torridus (southern grasshopper mouse) is the source of this 2515-nucleotide messenger RNA. It is a transcript of the gene Dnaaf2, whose product is annotated as dynein axonemal assembly factor 2. Gene Ontology annotation, biological process: axonemal dynein complex assembly. The coding region runs from base 5 to 2476 and encodes 823 amino acids. Gene Ontology annotation, cellular component: cytoplasm. NCBI's taxonomy places the organism in Eukaryota, Metazoa, Chordata, Mammalia, Rodentia, Cricetidae. The record is from RefSeq and is a predicted model, not a curated record. The transcript is spliced from 3 exons.
AACCAUGGCCAAGGCGGCGGCGGCCUCAGCGCUGGAGGACUUGGAUCUGAGCGGAGAGGAGGUGCAGCGGCUCACCUCCGCCUUUCAGGACCCAGAGUUCCGCCGAAUGUUCUCCGAGUACGCCUCGGAGAUCACGGACCCUGAGAACCGGAGGCGCUACGAGGAGGAGAUCACAGCGCUGGAGCGGGAGCGCGGGGUGGAGGUGCGGUUCGUGCACCCAGAGCCGGGCCACGUGCUGCGUACCAGCCUGGACGGGGAGCACCGCUGCUUCGUGAACGUGUGCAGCAACUCGCUGGUAGGCUCGCCCAGCAGCCGGCCGAGCGCGGGGCGCGGCGACGCGGCGGCCGGCAGCCACUGGUCCCUGCCCUACAGCCUGGCGCCGGGCCGCAAGUACGUGGGGCGCAGCGGCUCCCGCUACACCGUCUACGACGUGGUCUUCCACCCCGACGCGCUAGCGCUGGCCCGGAGCCACGAGCGAUUCCGCGAAAUGCUGGACGCCACGGCCCUGGAGGCGGUGGAGCAGCAGUUCGGCGUCAGGCUGGACCGCAGGAACGCCAAGAUCCUCAAGAUCAAGUACAAGGGGGUGCCCGAGGCCGCGGUGCUGCGCACUCCCCUUCCCGGGGGCGUCCCUGCCCGGCCCGAGGGGGAGCCGCCCGGGCUUUUCCCGGACCUGCCAUACCCGUACCCCUACCCGGCGGCGGCGGAGAGCACGGCUCGCACGCCGGCGCCCCGGGCUGCCCAGGCCGAGCAGCGUCCGGAGCCCCCCGAGCCCACCGAGCCCCGCUGCACCGUGGUGCAGCGCCACCACGUGGACCUCCAGGAUUACCGCUGCUCGCGCGACGCCGCCCCGAGCCCCGUGCCGCACGAGCUGGUGGUCACCAUCGAGCUGCCGCUGCUGCGCUCGGCCGACAAGGCGGAACUGGAGGUGAAGGGGAAGCUGCUGUGCCUGGACUCCAGGAGCCCCGACUACCGGCUGCGGCUCUCGCUGCCCUACCCGGUGGAAGACGGCCGCGGCAAGGCGCAGUUCAACAAGGCGCGGCGACAGCUGGUGGUCACGCUGCCCGUGGCGCUGUCGCUCGCGCGCCGGGACCUGGCGGCGGCGCCGGAAGAGUCCCCGGCCGAGACCGGAACUGACGUCUCACCCUGCGCUUCCCAGGGCGAGCUGGCUGCGGUGCGGGAAGAGACGGCGGAGGCGACCCGAGCCGACCUCGGGGACGCGAGCGGAGUGGGAGUCCCAGGCUUCGGGGCUGCGGACGCUGAAGGGGAGCUCGUCCCCCAGCCGCAGCGAGACUUCGGUGGGGGCUCGGGGGCGUCUCUAGGCCUCGGGGAAGAGCCGCCUCCCGGGGACCGAAGCCUCCCUUGCCCUGCGUGCCCCGGCUGCGACACCGAGUCCCCUGCGGGAAGACCGGGACUGUGCGGAGGAGACCUCAGUGCCCAGACGAGUGAGGAGCAGGAGGGGACCACCCGCCACGACGCCUCGGGCUCAGCCAUGGGUGGCCCCGGGGCCGAGAGCAUCGAACCAGUGUGCCCUCCUUUGCGGUGCUAUCAGGACGAAGACUCCUUGACUUUGCUCGUUCAAGUGCCUGGGAUUCAGCCGCAAAGUCUUCACGGGGACCUGAGCCCCCUCCGUUACAAAGUGCGCUUCUCCACACAAGACUCGGGUUACUCCUUCACUUUGCAGUUUGCUCCGGAGAAUCAGUUGAGUACCAAAGAACCCGAGGUUAGCAUGUCUCUCAACAAUGCGGUGAUAGUGCUGGCAAAAUCUCCAGAGAGCCGUGGACGUUGGCGAGAAUGGUAUUGUGGCUUGGACAGUGAGUCUUUGGAGGAAAGAUUGUUUCUUGAUGAGGAAAAUGUCAAUGAGUUUCUUGAAGAGGUCCUGCACUCCCCAUUGACACAGGCAAGGUCCCUAGCCCCACCGUUGAUUGAAGUUGUUCAGAUUACUGAUGAGAAUAUUCAGAUUCAUGCAAAGUUGCAAGAAUGUAGUGAUCCUGAUGGGCUUCAAGAGAAGGAAAAUGGAGUCAGUGAAAGAUGUCCUCCAAGUGAAAAAGGAAACACAGAGCAUUUUUCCACCUCUAUAUUGGAUUCUGAUUCAUCUGUAGCAGCUGAUGCAUUAAAAACAAAGACUUGUGGCUCAGCUGUGGGCCUUCAACACAUCUGUCCUGAUGUUCCUCACAUGCUGUCCGGAGAAGCUCAGCAGCCGGAGGCAAAAAUGGCUCCUGAGUUUAUAAAAGAAAACAGUGCUACCUACUCAGCCGAAGAGAAGGAAAAUAAAAAAGAGCCAGUCGUAACUAAGGAAAAAGAAUUAGAUGGAGAUUACCUGUCUCCAUCACUGAACAAAACUGGAGUUCAAAACGUACUUGAUUUUGACAGCAUAGAAGAAACCAAUAUGCAGGAUGGUAGUGUACAGAUCAUUAAGGACCACACUACUCACUGUGAAUUCAGUUUUCAGAACUCUUUGCUAUAUGAUUUGGAUUAAUUGUAUAUAAUUUUGAAAUUUAAAUGUUGAGUAAAAAAA